AUGGGUUGCUGUGGCUGUAGAGGCAACUGUGGUGGCUGUGGCAGUUGUGGUGGCUGUGGAGGCUGUGGUGGUGGCUGUGGCUGUACCACCUGUACCUGCCGCCGUGUGGGCUGUUGCUCUGCCUGUUGCCCCUGCUGCUAUGGCUGCUGUGGAGGCUGUUGCAGCCCCACAGUUGUCUGCUGCCGCCGCACCUGCUGCUGCAGAUCUUGUGGCUGUGGCUCCUGUGGCUGUGGCUGUGGCAAGGGCUGCUGCCAACAGAAAUGCUGCUGCCAACAAAGUUGCUGUAAGAAGCAAUGCUGCUGCUAGAAAAGAGCAAUGAGGAUGAGGGCUGGGCCUCUGUGAAGGAA
Molecule: messenger RNA, 347 nt
Organism: Monodelphis domestica (gray short-tailed opossum)
Lineage: Eukaryota; Metazoa; Chordata; Mammalia; Didelphimorphia; Didelphidae
Source: RefSeq, a predicted model, not a curated record